CAAAAUCUUUUUUUUUUUUUUUGUCGUAUAAACCGUAUGGGACUUCAAGUCUGUUAGGUGGCUUUUGUAGUUAAAAAUCCACAUAGCGUGAGCGCCUGAGUGAUUCAUCUUGACUUGUUUCAUCUUUGAUAAUCGUUCCGGAAACCACGUGAUGACGCUCAAACAACUUCCUGUUUUGUCCGGAAGCACAUGUGAAACUAUGAAAAGUGUGCUUGUUGUUUACCGGUUGUCCGUCGUUUUAUAAAAUAAACGAGAUGAUUAAAUUAUAAGAAUGCCCGGUUUUAUGAUCAUCCUGGAGUUCGUGCUCAUUUCUUGCUUAAAUUAGUUUCAGGACCCAAGCCUAAAAUGUCAGAAACACACAAUAAUGUUGGUUUGGCUCAGGCUGAGGAUUUUGCUGAAGUGAUUUCAGGAAGCCACAUCGUCCUGGAAAGGUCCCCUCCGGAUUAUGUGAGGAAAAUAUCACAGUACAUCGAGUGUUCGGCGGGACCGAGUAACCAAAAUCCAGAAGUCGAAAGUGAUUCAGGAGACAGCCUAUUUAUUACACAGUUGCCUGUGCCUCAGCCUGUGAGAAAAGUCAGACGCCGGAAAUCAUCACGACACCCUUUCAAGGAUCGUCGUGGGGACUCUUCUUCCACUCACAGUGACGAUGAUGACCGUGAGACGAGCAGAAAAACCAAAAAGAAAAGAAAGAUACAUCUACCAAAAUACAACUUCCCUUUUCUCACGGAAAGGAAAGGGAAGCCCAGAUGCACUCGUUUAACCACCAAACAGAAUCACAAAUUUCAUAAUUAUGCGAUGGGGGGCUUCUUUAAAUGUGUUGAGUUGUGGCAAGGAGCAGAGGAUUUGUAUGAAGGUCUACCAACAGUCGACCAAGAUAAUGAGGACAUAUCACCACUGACAGAAGAUGAAGACAAAUCUGGUGACGAGGACCUCAAAGUGGUGGCGAAAAAUCUUUUCCUGGCAAAAUCCAAAGCACAGAGGUGCCAACCCUGGUACACGCCAGCACAGGAGGAAGGAGUUGUUACUCGCGAAAGGGAGAAAAUAGUUCAAAUAUCAAACAAGGUCCCCACGUCAAGUAUGCUUUCGGCGAAAGACAAAACCGAUGAAACACAUUCCGCUUCAACUUGUAAUGAUCCUGCUGUGCCGGGAAAUAACAAAGCGCUAAGAAAAAUACCAAGAAGCAGGAGGACUCGUUUCCAAGAACUUGCUGAUGUGGAAACGAGAAGCAAACGUGUGCCAUUCAAAGAGCACAUAGCAUCUGAAGAAGAAAGUGACUGGCAGUCCAGAGAGGGUGAGGAUGCUGACAUAACCGUAACCAUGGAAACCACACUUAUCAAUGCACAGGCACCGCUUGAUCUUCAUGAAAACAGAAUGGACAACUUUUCAUAUGUUACGAGCACUCCGAGAAAAAAAGAUAAAAGAUCAAAAGGUCACGGCGUCGCCUCAGGACAAAGGGAAAAAAAUACCAGACAGGAAAUUGAACUGGAGCGUGACCUCGGUGUAAAAGACAACGCCGUGUGUUCCCUCAGCCGAGAUGAACCUGAGGUUGAAGAGUUCUCCGACGUAGUCAGCGAACCUUUAAGAGAUGAGAGUCGGAGGAAAAAGAAGAAGAAAAAGAGAUCACAUCAGGAACCGGGGAGUUUAGGCAUGAAUGAGAAAUCAUCCAAUCGUACUGCACCUUUAAAUGGAAGUACAGAAAAGAAUGUUGCUGACACAACUGAAGACAAAGAUGUGCAACUGGUUCGUAAAAAAAAGAAGAAGAAGAGAAAAUUAAGCACAACAUUCCCAGAAGUCAAUGAGUCUAUGUCUGAAGUGGAGAAUCAAAACAAUAGGACCUCUUCCUUCCUUCUUGCUGAUGUGGAGGAAAGCAGUGCUUUUGAGGCAAGAUUGCACAAAAAGCACAAGAAAAAGAAGCUGAUCGGCCACAAGGGGGCGGAAGACGCGUCAGGCGAUUCAUCCCAUUAUAAUUUGCCUGUUAAGGUGGUCCCAAAAGGUCAAAAGAGACAACAUGACAGUCAAGUGGCGACCAAUGAGGACAGACCGGAAAGGGCAGUUGAUUCUGCGUUUUUGAAACCUCAUGAGGCCAAGGUGAAAAAAAAGAAGAAGAAAAAGAAGCAUCAUGAUCAUUGGGAGACAGAGGAGACUCUACCUUUUGAGAAUGAAGAAUCCCGGGAUCUCAAUUCAUCGCUUCAUCAAUCUCACUAUGCUGAAAAUUCUACGGAAAAGUCUUCUUUAGACACUGUCAAGAAAAAGAAACACAAAAAACAUACCCACGCACAUCAGAUGUACAACUAAUAAGAGGUUUAUCUAUCUAUUUAUUUAUUUUCAAUGUUGAUUAUUUUGACAGGCAUACAUUUUAUGCCGUUUAACAAUAAGCUGGUCUUAUCGGAACCUUCAUGGUGAACAAAUUA
Syngnathus acus (greater pipefish) is the source of this 2411-nucleotide messenger RNA. RefSeq lists its product as uncharacterized. The record is from RefSeq and is a predicted model, not a curated record. Lineage: Eukaryota; Metazoa; Chordata; Actinopteri; Syngnathiformes; Syngnathidae. The transcript is spliced from 5 exons. Bases 346 to 2295 code for a protein of 649 amino acids.